AUGGGGUCCAUGGUGCCCCGCACCCUCCUCCUGCUGUUCCCAGGAGCCCUGGCCCUGAUUGAAACAGGCUCCCACUCCAUGAGAUAUUUCAGCACCGGCGUGUCCCGACCCGGCCUCGGGGAGCCCCGCUUCAUCUCCGUGGGCUACGUGGACGACACGCAGGUCGUGCGCUUCGACAGCGACGCCCAGAACCCCAGUGUGGAAACGCGGGCGCCUUGGAUGCAGCAGGUGGAGCCAGAGUACUUGGCCAGGCACACACGGCUCGCUAAGAGCACCACACAGAUUUUCUGCAUGGACCUAAACACCCUGCCUGGCCGCUACAAUCAGAGCAAGGCCGGCUCUCACACAAUCCAGAACGUGUACGGCUGCAAGGUCGGGGCAGAUGGGCGCUUCCUCCGCGGGUACAUGCAAUCCGCCUAUGAUGGCACCGACUACAUUGUCCUCAAUGACGACCUGCGCACCUGGACCGCUGCGGACAAGCAAGCUCAGCUCACCAAGUCCAAGUGGGAGGCUGCGGAUGUGGCUGAGCAGCACAGGGCCUACCUGGAGGGGGAGUGUGUAAAGUGGCUGCGCAGAUUCCUGGAGUUGGGGCAGGAGACACUACAGCGCACAGACCCACCCACAGCACAUGUGACCCACCACCCAGUCUCUGACCAGAAGGCCACCCUGAGGUGCUGGGCCCUCGGCUUCUACCCCAAGGACAUCACACUCACCUGGCAGCGAGAUGGGGAGGACCUGACCCAGGACACAGAGCUGGUGGAGACCAGGCCUGCAGGGGAUGGAACCUUCCAGAAGUGGGCAGCUGUGCUGGUGCCUUCUGGAGAGGAGCAGAGAUACACAUGCUACGUAUACCAUGAGGGGCUGCCUGAGCCCCUCACCGUGAGAUGGGAGCCUCCUCAGCCCACUGUGCCCAUGUGGGGAGUCAUCGCUGGCCUGGUCCUCGUGGCAGCUGUGCUCAUUGGAGCUGUGGUCACUGCUGUGAUGAUUAGGAGGAAGCUCUCAGGUGGGAAAGCAGGGAGCUACACUAGGACUAUAGGUGGGGACAGUGUCCAUGGCUCUGACUGCUCUCUCACAGCUUGAAAGGUGCACAUGCUGCAGCUUUUCCCUUCCCUGUGCAAAUCUGAACAACAUAUCAUUUUUCUCAUUCUUGUCAGAGGUGUUAGUGAGAAAAUUUAAAGAAAAUUCCAAAAAAUGGACAGAG
Messenger RNA from Ochotona curzoniae (black-lipped pika), 1201 nucleotides. RefSeq names its product patr class I histocompatibility antigen, A-2 alpha chain-like. The record is from RefSeq and is a predicted model, not a curated record. Lineage: Eukaryota; Metazoa; Chordata; Mammalia; Lagomorpha; Ochotonidae. Gene Ontology annotation, cellular component: external side of plasma membrane. The transcript is spliced from 8 exons. Bases 1 to 1080 code for a protein of 359 amino acids. Gene Ontology annotation, molecular function: peptide antigen binding; signaling receptor binding. Gene Ontology annotation, biological process: positive regulation of T cell mediated cytotoxicity; antigen processing and presentation of endogenous peptide antigen via MHC class Ib; antigen processing and presentation of endogenous peptide antigen via MHC class I via ER pathway, TAP-independent.